AUGGCCGCCUCACUCAAAUCCAUCACCGUCUUCCGGGGCUUCCCCGAAAAAGGCUGCUACACCUGGUCGCCCUUCGUGAACAAGCUCGAGGCCCGCCUGCGCUUCGACAACAUUGCCUACAAGGUCGAUACAGGGUCACCCCUCAAAGCGCCUCGAGGCAAGGUCCCAUACAUCACUCUGGAGCGCGACGUUAAGACCGAAUCACUCGGCGACUCCGCCCUGAUCACGAAAUCCUUCAUCGAGGCUGGAAGUCUCACCGAUCUCAACGCCCGACUUUCGCCCGUCGAAAAGGCGCAGGACCUCGCCCUCAAGGCUCUGUUGGAGGAUAAGCUCUAUUUUUACCAGGGCCACGAACGAUGGGUCCAAAACUACUACACCAUGCGCUCCAAGAUCCUCGCCAGCGUCCCCUGGCCUGUACAGGUCGUUCUCGGGAACAUAAUCUACAACAAGAACGUCCGGAACCUGCAGGGCCAAGGAACCGGCACUCUCUCCGCUGAGGAAAUCGCUGCCGCGCGCGAUGAGGUCUGGGAAUCUAUUAACGCCGUUGUUUCGGCAGCGCAUGCCCAGGCGAGAGAGGAGGGUCCUUUCUGGGUGUGGGGUGGGGAUAAGCCUACUGAGGCUGAUGCGGUGGUCUUUGGAUUUGUCGUUGCUGCUUUGGUCUGUGCGGCAGCUCCGGAUAGCAAGGAAAUUGUCAAGGGGUAUCCGGCGAUUGUGGAAUAUGCGAGGCGGAUUCAUGACAAGUAUUUUCCGGAUUAUGAGAUUUGGGAGUAA
Penicillium argentinense is the source of this 771-nucleotide messenger RNA. RefSeq names its product glutathione S-transferase family protein. The transcript is spliced from 3 exons. The record is from RefSeq and is a predicted model, not a curated record. The coding region runs from base 1 to 771 and encodes 256 amino acids. NCBI's taxonomy places the organism in Eukaryota, Fungi, Ascomycota, Eurotiomycetes, Eurotiales, Aspergillaceae.